AUGGCCGAGUUCCCGACUAAAGCGAGCACACGGACCAGCAGCCCCACGAGGGAGCCGGCGCUUCGGUCUCAGCGCUGCUCCCCGAUAUCGGCGCUGCGCCCCUAUCUCCGCGCUCCUCCCCGAUCUCGGCGCUGCGCCCCGAUCUGGGGCUUCGUGUGCUCCAGCCUGGGUGCGCUCAUGCUGCUGCAGUUGGUGCUAGGGCUGCUGGUGUGGGCCCUGAUUGCCGACAUCCCAUACCACCUGUACCCAGCCUACAGCUGGGUGAUGUUCGUCGCUGUCUUCCUUUGGCUAGUGACAAUCGUUUUCUUCAUCCUCUACCUGUUUCAGCUGCACAUGAAACUGUACAUGGUGCCCUGGCCGCUGGUGUUAAUGAGCUUUAACGUGGGCUCCACCAUUCUUUACAUCACGGCCUUCAUCACCUGCUCUGCUGCGUUUGAACUGACAUCCCUGAAGGGCACCGGGCCGUAUAACCAGUGGGUAGCUGCCUCUUUCUUUCUGUGUUUAGUGAUGAUUGCCUAUGGAGUGAGCUCUUUCUUCAGCUUCCAGGCCUGGUGA
Molecule: messenger RNA, 555 nt
Organism: Camelus dromedarius (Arabian camel)
Lineage: Eukaryota; Metazoa; Chordata; Mammalia; Artiodactyla; Camelidae
Product: plasmolipin
Exons: 1
Coding region: 1-555 (184 amino acids)
Biological process (GO): myelination
Cellular component (GO): membrane
Molecular function (GO): structural constituent of myelin sheath
Source: RefSeq, a predicted model, not a curated record